UUCUCCACUGUUCCUCUACACAAGGAUGAAGCUGUUACUUUCCAUUUUCAUUGCUAUUGCAGUUUUCAGACAUGCAGGUGCACAAAUACAGUCAUGUCCACUAGGAUACGCAGUAUUAGUUCCUUGCUGUACUACAUCGAAAGAUCUGUCAAGUUCUACUUCAGAAAUUUAUUGUCCAUCUGGAUGUAUGAGCAAAAAUCUUUCUGUAUGGGGAACAGAAAUCUACACAGAGAACACAGCUGUUUGCCUGGCUGCCAUCCAUGCUGGCAAAGUUUCUAACGGAGGAGGAUACAUUACAGUACAAAAGUUGCCAGGCCAAGAGAUGUACAUUGGUUCCACUAUGAAUGGAAUAAUCAGCCUAAAUUAUGGAAAAUCUGCCACAUCCUUUUCCUUUCUUGGUUACUCAACACAGACAGUGGCUCCAACUAUUUUUCUUAAUACUACUACUACUACAACUACUACUACUGCUACUACUACUACUGCUACUACUAGUAAUCCUACUUCUGCUAUAGUAACAUCCACGUCUGCUACUGUGACUACGACUACUAUGGCUACAAACACUAUCUCUCCUACAAGUCCUGUUACUUCUGCCACUACUACUGUCACUUCCACCAAUCUUAUAUCUACUAUUAUUCCUAUGAGUAGCACAAAGAAUAACAUUGCCACAACUGCAAGUACUGCCACUACUGCCACAACGAUAACUGCAGUUAACAUUGUACAAGCCUCUUGUUCAACUACUGCCGUAGACUUACAGGAAGCAAUCUCAGAUGUCGAGUGUCCACCUGAUUGCCUUGCAAAUGGACAAUCUGUUUGGGGAACUGACUUCUACACAGAUGAUUCAUCUGUAUGCCUUGCAGCUAUUCAUGUUGGAGUCCUAAGCGACAAUGGAGGGCAUAUGAGAGUAAUGAAGAAACCGGGGCAGGACGCCUACAGUGGUUCUACAAGUAAUGGAGUCACAACAAGUAGUUAUGGAGCAUGGCAUGCAUCUUUUAUAAUACAAAAGGUUUAAUUGUUCAUUUUUAUUUUUCAGUUAAAACAUAGGCAGAAUGCUAGUGGAAGUUAUAAAUAUAUACAUUAUCAUUAUUUUUCUUUUUUUAAAUGCUUGUACUUUACUGUAUUUUUCCAGUAGAACUAAGGUUCAGAAAUGAUAAAAAAAAAAAAAAAGUCACAUUCAGUCACAUUGCCUAACGAAGAAGUAGGCAAUGUGACAUCAUCUGUUCUCUACCUACCAUAAAGGACUAGCUAACUCUA
Molecule: messenger RNA, 1251 nt
Organism: Hyla sarda
Lineage: Eukaryota; Metazoa; Chordata; Amphibia; Anura; Hylidae
Product: vitrin-like
Exons: 9
Coding region: 26-1009 (327 amino acids)
Source: RefSeq, a predicted model, not a curated record